Messenger RNA from Candidula unifasciata, 2375 nucleotides. The record is from the annotation of a GenBank genome assembly. Lineage: Eukaryota; Metazoa; Mollusca; Gastropoda; Stylommatophora; Geomitridae.
CCCACGAAACACAGGAGACCUUUAAGACUCCAAAUCGUCACCUCUACAAUGCGGAAGUUGGCACAUCUCAUCCGAUGACACCAUCAUUACUGUCUCCAGCCGGUACUCCGUCGUUCAUGAUAACUCCAGGCCGCAAAUUUUGCAACCCGUUUGAAAUUGAACAUGACAAGAUGCACAUGCCUCUGUUCAGUCCUAGCUUGUUUAGAGUGGCCGAGCCAGCGAGUAAGGAAGUGAAGACAGAGACAGAGACAUUCUGGUCAGUGGAACAUUCUGCCCUGAUGAUGCCUGUGGAGAUCAAAGACGCUGAAAUCCGAUUCCAGCAUCGAUACCAGCAGAGAAUUGACCGAGAGCAAGAUGCCAGAGUGCAGACGGCUAUUAAUAGAUUCUUCUCUAGUGAGCAUAUUGUGCCUUCGCCGUGGAGUGAAAGGGUUGAACAUUUUCUGCCUCGGACUCCAGGAGCGGCCAAAUCAGUAUCUAGCCAAACAACUUUUUCAGUUCCCCCUGAUGUUGAUUUAUUUGCUCACUUGGAAGGUAGAUAUCAACUUCCAGAUUACAAGACAGAUCCUUCGCCCACUGGCGAUUCUUUUGGGACCUCCUUUAUACGAAGGAAACUGCUGACCCAGUUGAAUGGCAGCGACGGUGAAUUGUUUGGGUCGCCUUUAUUACCUGCCAGAACACCUGGUCAAAUGUUGGAGUCUCCAUCUCCAAUCAAACAGACGACACCUGAGUGGGAGAAAGGCACACCCAAUAAAGUCGGCUCUAGUCAUUUCUCAUCUAGUCCAAUCUGUCCAGCAACCAAUGAGAUAGGACAUUACAAUGACCUUGACCUGCUAGCUUCACCAGAAUUGUCUCCAGUUGCUGGCCGUGCAACAAAGUCACUCAGAUCAUCAGGAGUUUUCAGCUCAAACCACAGUGAUGGCAGUCCUCGAGCCGUAAUGCAGCUGGAUUUUUCUUCCAUACUUGAUGAGCCAGAGGGACAAGAUAAAACAGGAACAUUGCUGACAGAUGUGUUGGUCCAGCAAGAAAUGAAUUCAGCCAGCAGAACUGAAGCCCCUUCUACAUCGACCGAGCGCUACUUUCUCACAUCAAAUAUGUCUCAAGAAAGUGAUGACAAUUCAGACAACAACAAAAUCAGCUCGGAUCAUUUUCAGCCAUCAGUGCUGAUGUCUGCAUGCUCUACAGAAUCCAGUGAUACAGCUGUUGUCAUGAGACAGUCACAAUCCAGCCAAGAUACUGGCUACCAGACUACCAGUUUGCAGAUGACAAAUCACGAAUCAACAUCCUCACAAGAGGCUCAACCUGCAGCUUCUUCUUUCAGUGCAGAGCUGCGUCAGUUUCCAGUUACAUUUGGUUCAGAUGUGUUUUCUAACAUUAAGCAGGCACAUGUUUUUCAUACGAACAAAGCGGACAGUGCAGCUGGGUUCAUUUACAGGCCUAACAGGAGCCUGCAGGCAGACGGUAGUCUCCUUGAACUUGCCUUUGAAUCCUCAAAGGAAAAGUCUUCGUCUGCUGAUGAUGUAGCUUUCUGCAGGAAAACAGACAAUACGUGCCGUGUUAGAAAAGUACGAACACUUGCUGACAUGCGCCAUCUCAAAGAGAAAAGCAGUGUCAGCAGGGAUUUAAUCCAGUCGUUUAAUGAGGAACAAGAAAGAACUCAAGACUCAAAUUUUGCAACAAACAGCUCCUGGCCAGAACUGAAUUCAUCCAGUUUUGUUCCUGUAGCUUGCAGGAUUAUCGGGCAAUAUGAUCCUACCUCUACAUUUUCAGAAGUGCCGCAUGUUCAUCAAGACUUUCACACUUUAUUGCCGAAAGGAUCUGAUGAAAAUGAUAAUGCUCAUGAUGCUCCAAGUGUAAGCAAUAUUAGCAUCCAAAGUGCAGUCUCGUUUUUUAAUUCGUCUGUAGAGAACAAGGUCGGGAGUUCAACUAAUGAUGUGAAUAUGUCAGAAGAAGUCAGUGUUUUAUUAGAGCCUACGAGAAGCCGGCAGCCAGCACAAUUUUUAUUUGGCAAUGACAGGACUUUGCAGGAAGCCAGAAUGUUGUUGAGCAGAUCUGAGGAGUUCCGAAAGAAAAUCGAGCCUCAAGCAUUGGAGUCUGAUUCCCUGUAUCCGGUUAUAUCUGGUCGUGUUGAUCAUGAACAUCCUUUUGCUGCACAGAGCUUCAGUCCUCUGACAGAGGUGACCCCAAAGUCUGAAGCUCAGCCAUAUAGACUUGAGUCUGCAGAUUUUUCAGAUAUGGUACUGCUGGUCGGUGAUCAGAAAAGAAGUGGUCCUUUAGCAGGAUCCAGACUUGGAAGUGAAAUAGCAGCAGAAAUCUUAAAGCGAGCUGGUGACGAUUUGGCUGAGUUAGCCCAGAUGCUCGAAAGUGACGAGAAAUGA